UUGCUGAACAAUAACGGCUAUAAAUAGAACACUCUUGUUUCCUUGUGUGUGCAAGUGGAGCUAGUUGUAAGUAUGUGUUAGGCGUGGAACUUGGUCGCGUGAACAGUAGCCAUGUUCCCCACUUCAUGUGGGAUUUUAUAAGUGAACCGACGGACUUUUGUCAGAACGGAUAUCGUUCAGUCGUUAUUACAAGAUGAAUAACUACACGCAAGAAACUGACAACCACUCGCAGCAAGUCGGCAAUGAGGAGGGCUGUAGUCUAUACCACGCAGCACAGCGGUUGGCUAUGCCCGAUAUCGGACUGAUGUGUGGCCCGCAUGUACGGAAGCUCAUCCACAACAAUGCUGCUGCACUCGGAUGUCCCGAUGAUCAUUUAUUUCUACCGUUCCUCUCAUGCUGCGCAGCGUUGAUGGGGAACAAGACUUCCAUCAAAGCCAAUGAGACGUGGACUGAACCACCGAUCCUUUGGACCAUGGUUGGGGCCGGGCCAGGGACUAAGAAAACGGCGGCCCUAAAACUGAUCAUGACGCCCUUGAUAGACAUUCAGCGCGAACAAAACCGGCAGUGGCAUCUUUCUCGACCAACGAGUUAUUCCAGCAAAUCAGCGACCCCACAGAUUCUGGCGGGAGCGAUGGAUAUGAAAUCCUUGGAGGACGUUCUCGACAAAAAUGAAGGACAAAUAUUAAGCAUUGUAGACAAUGUUAAAUGUUUACAUAAAUGUUUGGAUAUUGAGUCUGAUAUGGCACUACAAAGAGUUUUAGAACUCUUUGACGGUGUUCCGAAGUUCAAAGUUUCUUCAGGGGAGGUGACCAUGCUAGAAUCAACCUGUUUCAAUCACACUGGGUUCGCGACCCCGAGUCAUGUUAUGAAUUUGCACAAUGAUAAGCUGAUAGGGUUAGCAAGUAGAUACUUAGUGUCCUGUUCACCAGACCAAGAAUAUUCGCCGAUAUGGAACUCGCACCCUUUGCCUUUGGAUACACCUUCGUUUAAAUCAGUGUUUCAGACCUUACAUACCUACCAUUUACAACCAAGAAAGUAUUCAUUCUCUACCGACGCAUGGAAGGAGUUGGCUAAUUGUCAUGACAAUGAGUGGACAAGUAUGAUGAACCAGUUGGAUCAAGACCAGAACAAGCGGACAGUUAUUGAGAAAUCGUUAGGUCAAAUUGUACGUGUAGCAGGUGUUUUGAAGGCCAUUGUCAACGCCUGUAGAUUCUCCAAGCAACCGUCUGACAACAAGGCUUUCAAGUGGGACCUCACAGUCGACAGGGAAACGCUGUGUCGAGCAAUAGAUCUGUGUAAGUACUUUGUUGACCAAAAACUCACGUUGAUGCUCGGCUCGGGUGCUAGCUUCGGUAUGUGUAACUAUACCGGUAGUAGUGGUAAAAAGUGGGUUAAUGUGAAAGAUGCCCUUCGUCAGCUUCAGCAACCAAAAGUUGUGCACCAACAGUUGAAUCACAACCAGCAACAUCAAAUUCUUCUUCAACAACAGCAACAACAGCAACAACAACAACAACAACAACAACAACAACAACAACAGAGAAUGCACCAUCCGAACCAAGUCAUGUACUUGUCGGAAAAUCCCACUGCGUCGGUGCAAACACCCGAAGAUUGGCCCGACCAGUCACUCACUGAGGAUGGACAGGAAGAAACGCAAACUGCCGAUUUUGUCGUCAUGGACAAGCAAAUGUUUGUAUCUGUGCACGCAAAACGAAUUAAGCGGCUUUUAGAAUGUUUCGACGAUGGUCAUGGCGUUUCUGCUACUACCGCCUCGCAGAAGUCCAUAACGCCUCCCGUCAAACUGCAGGGAACCAACAACCGACAUCCGGUAUGGGCUUCCGCGCUCUUUUUCCAGAAGUGCCAGGAGCUGGGACUCGGGAGUGCGGAGCAAGUGAAGCACCCGACAAACAGGAAGUUUUACUGGCGCUUCAAAAGGAAGCCUGUAUCGGAAAUCAACAAUAAACUACAACAGUUGUUAACGUUCCUCCGUGUAGAUAUGACUCAGUAUUGUUAUAUCGGCCCCCGGCCACCCAGCAUUGCCCCUGUGUCUCCAACCAUGCUCUUCCACACGGCUAUUGACGUGUCAGCCGACUACUCGGAUUGUCAAACGACAGACAACGCCAGCACAGAGGAAACUGCAAACGAACCGAUGGAAUCUUUGGAAGAUGACAUACAAAUUAUCGUGAAAGACGAACCGAUAUGAACAGUAGUUACGCUUACAUUGAAAAACAAAACAUGUUACUAUUGUGAAAUUAUAUUUAUUUGUUUGCGCCGAUUACUUUAUAGGGAAAACAUAUUGCAUUGAUAACAUUCCCGUGAAAAGUAAACCAUGAAGUCAUCAAAGCUUCAAAAUCAUAUCGAGAUUAUCGAAACCGUGUAUACGGAAAAAUCAUAUCGAGAUUAUCGAAACCGUGUAUACGGAAAAAUCAUAUCGAGAUUAUCGAAACCGUGUAUACGGAAAAAUCAUAUCGAGAUUAUCGAAACCGUGUAUACGGAAAAAUCAUAUCGAGAUUAUCGAAACCGUGUAUACGGAAAAAUCAUAUCGAGAUUAUCGAAACCGUGUAUACGGAAAAAUCAUAUCGAGAUUAUCGAAACCGUGUAUACGGAAAAAUCAUAUCGAGAUUAUCGAAACCGUGUAUACGGAAAAAUCAUAUCGAGAUUAUCGAAACCGUGUAUACGGAAAAAUCAUAUCGAGAUUAUCGAAACCGUGUAUACGGAAAAAUCAUAUCGAGAUUAUCGAAACCGUGUAUACGGAAAAAUCAUAUCGAGAUUAUCGAAACCGUGUAUAUGGAUAAAUCAUAAGGCCAAAUUCAAUUUAUCAUUUGAUGUAGUUCUAUAACUGAAAAAUGUUCGGCUGUAAUCACGUCUCUACGAUUAAAGCAUCCUGUCGAUAGUUGCAGGUUUUAUUUUACAGAUAACGCCGUAGUGCCUUAUAGACAUUUUUCAUGUGUUUGUCACGUUAAAAUUAAAAAGAAAUUUCCUCUC
This is a messenger RNA of Mizuhopecten yessoensis (Yesso scallop), 2982 nucleotides long. RefSeq lists its product as uncharacterized. The transcript is spliced from 2 exons. The record is from RefSeq and is a predicted model, not a curated record. Bases 194 to 2200 code for a protein of 668 amino acids. Lineage: Eukaryota; Metazoa; Mollusca; Bivalvia; Pectinida; Pectinidae.